Tetrapisispora phaffii CBS 4417 is the source of this 1797-nucleotide messenger RNA. RefSeq lists its product as uncharacterized. NCBI's taxonomy places the organism in Eukaryota, Fungi, Ascomycota, Saccharomycetes, Saccharomycetales, Saccharomycetaceae. The record is from RefSeq and is a predicted model, not a curated record. Gene Ontology annotation, cellular component: nucleus. The transcript has a single exon. Bases 1 to 1797 code for a protein of 598 amino acids. Gene Ontology annotation, molecular function: protein binding.
AUGGAUAAUUACAGGUCUCAAAGACGUAGUUUUAUUUCGUCUGGCAACUUCCAACGCCAGCAGGUUGGCGAAAACAAUGGAAAUUUAAUGAAUCAAGAUAUGUAUCCACCUAUCUUUAAUAAAAACAUUAACUAUUCUGAAAAUGGGGUUCAUCAAGGUAAUUUGGCCCCUGCUGACGGAAACUAUUCGAUGAAUCCAAAUUCUCCAAUGUAUUCUCCUUUAAAUCCAGCACAACCAAUGCAAAAUAUGUAUUCCAACUCGGGCAUGGUAUCGAAUCCAGAUGCAUUACAAAAUAGCACGUUCAGUCAAUUGAAUCAAUAUAGAAGUUUUGGUGGGAAUAGAAACUCUGACAUGGCAUCAACUAAUUCAAUAGAUAAUGUUACCGUCAAUGCAGGCCCCCAAUCAGUAUACAAUGGUUUCAAAGAAAAUCUCAUAUAUAAUAACAGGAAUGUUGUAUGUGAGUACGAAAGUAGCAGACAAUUGUUUGCACUAGAUUGGAGUGUCGAUGAUUAUGUCACGUUGAGUUCUUACAAAGAAGACAGUCUUAAUAAAUUACAAGUUAUACAUUCAAAUGAUUUAUUGACUUGGGAAAAAGUAGCCGAAUGCAAUGUCACUUAUCCUGUCAGUAAUAUCCAAUGGUUACCUUCGGUUCCUAACCCAAGAAAACUAGCAACAUCAUCCGAAUGUUUGAGAAUAUGGUCUUUGGAUGACAAUUCAAUGGAUAAUUCAUCUGUAUUCAAUAAUAAUAUAUCUAACAAUAGCAGACACAAUACCUAUAAAAAAUCUUUAACGGAACAAGUGAACCUGUCUCUUUGUAAAUACAAUGAACAGCAUCAAAUUAUCAAUAAUAGUACGAACUCUGUUAGUAAUAAAUCAAACGCAAGAUUGUUGGGUCAACUUCCACCAGUGACUUCAUUCCAUUGGAAUUCUAUCGAUACUAAUUUAUUAAUAUCUAGUUCCAUAGAUACAACAUGUAUAGUAUGGGACUUGCAAAGUUCAAAUUAUGUGAAAACUCAGUUGAUUGCACAUGAUAGUGAAGUGUUUGAUGUCAAAUUCUUAAUCCAAUCAACUCAAUUGUUCGCUUCAUGUGGUGGAGAUGGUAGUAUUAGAGUUUUUGACUUAAGAGCUUUACAACAUAGUACCAUCAUAUAUGAGACAGCAAAUGAUUUGCAGGGAAAUAAUACUUUUAAUAAUGAUGUAACAACAAAAAUUGACAACAGUUCGGCAAAUAGUCUUUCUCAUGCUCUAUUGAGAUUAGAACCAUCCCCAACAGACCCUAACUUGAUUGCCACUUUUGGACUAGACAAAAAAGCUAUAUUAAUUCUAGAUAUGAGAAAUCCAGGAGUUCCUGUUUUGGUUUUAAGCGGGCAUUCUCCAUCUGUUAAUCAAAUAAAAUGGCAUCCUAGCAAACCAUAUGUUUUAUUAUCAUGUGGUGAUGAUUGUCAAGUAUUGUAUUGGGAUUUGAAUAGUGAAUUAAAUCCUAAAGUAACCCACCUCGCAAGAAAUCAUAUGGAAGCCUCCAACAACGAUGCUAAUGAUCAUAUAGAUAUGAAUAACAGUAAACAAUUAAACAAUAACGGUGUCAAUUCAAUGAAUGGCAAUGUGGAUGAACAAAAUAUGUCAUCUGGAAAUUCUGAUUGGAAGUCUCAAAACGAAGUUAAAGUAUUAACUGUACCAAGUAUGUGUUAUUCUAAUAAAAAACAAGAAGUUAAUAACAUUAUAUGGAGACCACAAGAUGGUGAAUGGUUUGGUUGCGUUGCUGGUAAAAAAUUCCAAAAUGUAAGAUUGAGUACUUAG